Molecule: messenger RNA, 4725 nt
Organism: Penicillium taxi
Lineage: Eukaryota; Fungi; Ascomycota; Eurotiomycetes; Eurotiales; Aspergillaceae
Product: pentafunctional protein ARO1
Exons: 2
Coding region: 1-4725 (1574 amino acids)
Biological process (GO): chorismate biosynthetic process; aromatic amino acid biosynthetic process
Cellular component (GO): cytoplasm
Molecular function (GO): 3-dehydroquinate synthase activity; shikimate kinase activity; shikimate 3-dehydrogenase (NADP+) activity
Source: RefSeq, a predicted model, not a curated record
AUGACCGAACCCACUAAAAUCAAUAUAUUGGGCCAGGAGAGCAUCAUCGCUGAUUUUGGCCUCUGGCGUAACUAUGUCGCCCAGGACCUGAUCAGUGGUCUGCCCUCCACCACCUACGUCCUCAUCACUGAUUCCCAUCUUGAUUCGAUAUAUACUCCUGGUUUCCAAAAAUCUUUCGAUGCUGCUGCCACCUCCGUCUCUCCCGCGCCACGUCUUUUGACUUACGUUGCUGCACCUGGAGAGAGCUCGAAAUCCCGUCAGACCAAGGCUGACAUCGAAGACUGGAUGCUCAGCCAAAAUCCGCCAUGUGGUCGCGAUACUGUAGUUAUUGCCCUAGGUGGUGGAGUUAUUGGUGAUCUGACUGGAUUCGUUGCCGCAACCUACAUGCGUGGUGUUCGCAUCGUGCAGGUCCCCACCACCCUUCUCGCCAUGGUUGAUUCUUCAAUCGGCGGAAAGACUGCUAUUGACACCCCUCUCGGCAAGAACUUGAUCGGCGCCAUCUGGCAACCGUCAAGAAUCUACAUUGAUCUCGAAUUCUUGGAAACUCUCCCCGCGCGUGAGUUCAUCAAUGGUAUGGGCGAGGUCAUCAAAACUGCUGCAAUUUCAAGCGAAGCAGAAUUCACCGCAUUGGAAGACAAUGCGGAUGUGAUUCUCGCUGCUGUUCAGGCAAAGCCUGGGCAUGGUCGCUUUGAUAACGUGCGAGACAUCCUCAAGGCCAGAAUUUUGGCAUCAGCCCAUUACAAGGCUUCUGUUGUCUCUGCAGACGAGCGUGAGGGUGGUCUCCGCAACCUCCUGAACUGGGGACACUCCAUUGGUCAUGCUAUCGAGGCAAUUCUAACACCCCAGAUCCUCCACGGAGAGUGUGUCGCCAUUGGAAUGGUUAAGGAGGCUGAAUUGGCCAGACACCUCGGAACUCUGAAGGGUGUUGCUGUUGCCCGUAUCGUGAAAUGCAUUUCGGCCUACGGCUUGCCCACUUCUAUUAAAGACUCCCGUGUGCGCAAGUUGACCGCUGGAAAGACCUGCCCGGUAGAUCAGCUGCUGUUCAAUAUGGCUCUGGACAAGAAGAACGACGGACCCAAGAAGAAGGUUGUUCUGUUGUCGGCCAUCGGCCGUACCCACGAGCCCAAGGCCAGCAUUGUCUCAAACCAGGAUAUCGGUGUUGUUCUGGCUCCCAGCGUCGAAGUGUACCCUGGUGUGCCCAGAUCUUUGAAGGUGACCUGUGCACCUCCCGGAUCCAAGAGUAUCUCAAACCGCGCUCUUGUGCUUGCUGCCCUUGGUUCGGGCACCUGCCGCGUCAAGAAUCUCCUGCAUUCUGAUGACACAGAGGUCAUGUUGAGGGCCUUGGAGUUGCUAGGCGCCGCAACCUUCUCUUGGGAGCAAGAGGGUGAGGUUCUCGUCGUAAAUGGCCAGGGCGGCAACAUCGUCGCUAGCCCAUCGCCUUUGUACCUUGGUAACGCUGGAACCGCCUCCAGGUUCCUGACUACCGUCGCAACUCUCGCUAAGCCGAGCAGCGUUGACUCGAGCAUUUUGACUGGUAACAACAGAAUGAAGCAAAGACCCAUUGGCGAUCUUGUCGAUGCCUUGGCAGUGAACGGCGCUGGAGUUGAAUAUAUGGAGCGCAAGGGCAGUCUUCCUCUCAAGAUUGCGGCUUCUGGCGGCUUCGCUGGAGGCAACAUCAACCUCGCUGCUAAGGUUUCUUCCCAGUACGUGUCUUCGCUACUCAUGUGCGCUCCUUACGCCAAGGAGCCAGUGACAUUGAGACUGGUUGGAGGCAAGCCCAUCUCUCAGCCGUAUAUCGAUAUGACUACAGCAAUGAUGAGAUCUUUUGGUAUUGAUGUUAAGAAAUCUACCACUGAGGAGCACACCUACCAUAUUCCUCAGGGCCACUACGUGAACCCUGCUGAGUAUGUUGUCGAGAGCGAUGCCAGUUCCGCCACUUAUCCCCUGGCUAUUGCAGCUAUUACCGGUACCACCUGCACUGUUCCCAACAUUGGUUCCAAGUCACUUCAGGGUGAUGCUCGUUUUGCUGUGGAAGUGCUCCGACCUAUGGGCUGCUCAGUCGAACAAUCCGAUACUUCAACCACAGUCACUGGACCUAGCAGUGGCAUUCUCCGGCCAUUGCCCAAUGUAGACAUGGAGCCAAUGACCGAUGCUUUCCUCACUGCCUCUGUCCUCGCUGCUGUCGCUCGUGGAGAGGGCUCAAACCAUACUACCCGUAUUUAUGGAAUCGCAAACCAGCGUGUCAAGGAGUGUAAUCGUAUCAAGGCUAUGAAAGAUGAGCUGGCCAAGUACGGCGUACUCUGCCGAGAACACGAUGACGGUCUUGAGAUCGACGGCAUUGAUCGCUCCACUCUCCGCCAACCCCAUGGUGGUAUUUACUGCUACGACGACCACCGCGUCGCCUUCAGUUUCAGCGUUCUAUCCCUUGUCGCUCCUAAGCCCACUCUUAUCCUUGAGCGCGAAUGUGUCGGUAAGACCUGGCCCGGCUGGUGGGACACCCUUAAGCAGCUUUUCGGUGUCAACCUCGAAGGAAAGGAGCUGAGCGAGGAAGAAUUGGCUGUGUCGACCGAGGAAGAGAAGGCCAGUGGUUCGGUCUUCAUCAUUGGCAUGCGUGGUGCCGGUAAGACUACCACCGGCCACUGGGUAGCCAAGAGCCUGGAUCGUCCUUUCAUUGAUCUGGACACUGAACUUGAGAGCACUGUGGGUAUGACUAUCCCUGAUUUGAUCAAGAAGGAGGGCUGGCAAGGCUUCAGAGAUGCAGAGCUUUCGCUACUCCAGCGUACCAUGCGUGAACGCCCCACGAACUACGUCUUUGCUUGCGGUGGUGGUAUUGUUGAAAUUCCCGAGGCUCGGAAGCUCCUUACCGACUACCACAAGACCAAGGGCAACGUCCUUCUCAUCAACCGUGAUAUCAACCAAGUCAUGGACUUUUUGCAGAUUGACAAGACUCGACCCGCCUAUAUUGAGGACAUGAUGGGGGUGUGGCUGCGCCGGAAGCCUUGGUUCCAGGAGUGCAGCAACAUCCAGUACUACAGCCAGCAAUCCAACACAACUGAACUUACCCUUGCCUCGGAGGAUUUCCACCGCUUCAUCAAGGUGGUCACCGGCCAAACAAACAACCUUGAACUCCUUAAGAAGAAGAAACACAGCUUCUUUGUCUCAUUGACCCUGCCCGACCUGAGCGAGUGCGGCGAUAUUUUGACUGCGGCCUGCGUCGGAUCUGACGCCGUGGAACUGCGCGUUGAUUUGUUGAAGAACUCAGCUUCGGACAGCGAAAUUCCCUCUGUGGAUUACGUAGCCGAGCAGAUUUCUUUCCUGCGCCGUCGUGUCUCGCUUCCCAUUAUCUUCACUAUUCGCACCAAGAGCCAAGGUGGUCGCUUCCCUGAUGAUGCCCACGAUGCUGCCUUGCAACUCUACAGCUUGGCAUUCCGCUCCGGGUGUGAAUUUGUGGACCUCGAAAUCGCAUUCCCCGAUGACAUGCUUCACACCAUCACCGAAAUGAAAGGCCACUCGAAGAUCAUCGCUUCGCACCACGAUCCUGAGGGUAAGCUUUCAUGGUCCAACAUGUCCUGGAUUUCUUCCUACAACCGUGCCCUGGAGUACGGUGAUGUGAUCAAGCUGGUUGGUGUUGCCAAAAGCCUAGACGACAACAACGAGUUGAGGAAGUUCAAGGCAUGGGCAGCAGAGUCUCAUGAGACUCCAUUGAUUGCGAUCAAUAUGGGCGAUAAUGGCCAACUGAGCCGCAUCCUUAACGGUUUCAUGACCCCUGUGUCUCACCCCAGUCUCCCCUUCAAGGCGGCACCCGGUCAACUUUCCGCGACUGAAAUUCGCAAAGGUCUCUCCCUGCUGGGUGAAAUAAAGGCCAAGAAAUUUGCCAUCUUCGGAUCACCUGUUUCCGCUUCACGGUCACCUGCUCUCCAUAACACGCUUUUUGCUGAGACCGGCCUUCCGUACGAGUACACACGUAUAGAGACAACCAAUGCUGAAGACGUCAAGGAAUUCAUUCACGCCGCUGACUUCGGUGGAGCCUCAGUGACCAUUCCUCUAAAGCUUGACAUCAUGCCUCUUCUGGAUGAAGUUGCUCAGGAGGCUGAGAUUAUCGGAGCUGUCAACACCAUCGUACCCGUGGAAAAUGGCGACAAGCCCCCUCGCUUGGUCGGCUACAACACCGACUGGCAGGGGAUGGUUCGCUGCCUACGCAACGAAGGUAUCUACGGCUCUAACGGCUCUGAGAGCGCCGUAGUCGUCGGUAGUGGCGGCACCGCUCGUGCUGCUAUCUACGCCCUCCACCACAUGGGCUUUUCCCCCAUCUACAUCAUCGGACGCACUGCCAGCAAACUUGAGGGUAUGGUCUCGACUUUCCCGACCAGCUACAACAUCCGUAUCGUGGAUAGGAACCCUCAGAUUGACACUAUUCCGCGAGUUGCCGUAGGCACUAUCCCCGCCGAUCGUCCCAUUGACCCGGCCAUGCGUGAGACCCUCUGCCACAUGUUCCAGCGUGCCGAGGAAGUCGACAGUACUCUUGAGGAAAAGUCGCCGCGUGUCCUGCUAGAGAUGGCCUACAAGCCCUCCGUGACAGCUCUUAUGCAGCUGGCUGCCAAUGCAGGCUGGAGCACCAUUCCUGGACUGGAAGUCCUUGUUGGCCAGGGAGUUAAUCAGUUCAUCCACUGGACUGGUAUUUCUCCUCUUUACCACAUUGCUAGGGAUGCUGUUUUGGGCAAUUAA